Mobula hypostoma (lesser devil ray) is the source of this 5105-nucleotide messenger RNA. RefSeq names its product hydroxymethylbilane synthase, b (gene hmbsb). Bases 256 to 1227 code for a protein of 323 amino acids. NCBI's taxonomy places the organism in Eukaryota, Metazoa, Chordata, Chondrichthyes, Myliobatiformes, Myliobatidae. The transcript is spliced from 14 exons. Gene Ontology annotation, molecular function: hydroxymethylbilane synthase activity. The record is from RefSeq and is a predicted model, not a curated record. Gene Ontology annotation, cellular component: cytoplasm. Gene Ontology annotation, biological process: heme biosynthetic process.
GUGCCCUCAAAUUACCCUUGGCUCUCCGUUUCAGGGAACGGCCCUUGUUACAUUCUUCUCUUCCCUGCGUAUACGCACAUACAGUAUUGCUUUAAUCAAGAACUAUAUCGAAACCCGGUCCUCUUGUCACAGCUCUCACCUCACUCCCCUGUCACAUUGAGCUCUGCUUCCCACAAUGCGAAAGAGAAUUCUUCUCGAAUCAUCCGAGUUGGAACAAGAAAAAGCCAACUUGCUCGGACUCAGACUGGCACUGUGAUGAACAUGCUGAAAGAACAUUACCCACAUGCACAGCUCGAAAUCGUUGCCAUGACAACCACUGGAGACAAAAUUCUGGACACUGCUCUCUCGAAGAUUGGUGAGAAGAGUCUGUUCACAAAGGAGCUGGAAGCUGCAUUAGAGAAGAAUGAGGUUGAUUUGGUAGUUCACUCCCUGAAAGACCUGCCAACAGCACUCCCUCCUGGGUUUGCAAUUGGAGCCAUCUGCAAGCGUGAGAUUCCUUAUGAUGCUGUUGUUGUGCAUCCAAGUCAUGCAGGAAAGUCCCUGGACACGCUGGCAGAGCGGAGUGUAGUCGGCACUAGUUCUUUACGACGAGCAGCACAGCUGAAAAGACGGUUUCCUCACCUGGAGUUCAAGGAUAUUCGAGGCAACUUGAACACAAGGUUAAAGAAACUCGAUGAGAAGAAUGACUUCAGUGCCAUUGUACUGGCAGCAGCUGGUCUGCGGCGAAUGGGUUGGGAGAAUCGGAUCAGUCAGAUUUUGGAGCCGGAAGAUUGUAUGUACGCUGUGGGUCAGGGAGCCCUGGCUGUUGAAGUCCGGGUGAAUGAUCCAGAUGUCCUGGAAAUGGUUUCUGCUCUCAACGACACCGAGACAGUUCUCCGCUGCAUAGCUGAACGUUCCUUCAUGAAGCACCUGGAGGGAGGCUGCAGUGUGCCUGUUGCUGUUCACAGUGUCAUUAAUCAACACCAGCUCUACCUCACAGGGGCUGUAUACAGUCUUGAUGGAUCCGACAGCUUAAAAGAUACAAUGCAAACCAGUGUUUCCACUCAGACACAGGAUGAAGAUUGUAACGUUGCUGAUGUUCAACAUGUUGGGAUCAUGGCAAAGAGAAUACCACACAACUCCCAGGCAGCAGCUGAGAAACUGGGAAUAGACUUGGCCAAUCUAUUGCUUAGCAAAGGUGCCAAGGAUAUCCUAACUGUGGCCAGGCAGCUGAAUGAUUCAAGAUAAUGCAUUGUAUUUAUCCUAAUGUGAAUACUAUAUGGUUAUUUAAGCAUUCAAAAAGCUAUAAAUAUGCAGUAACCAAAGGUAACAGACAGUAUCCCUUCCCAGUGCCUUAUGCAUAUCAUUUGCUUCUGUAAGCUUUCACAGUUUAUUGUAUUUGUGCCUCCUAAACUGCGCUCUAAACAAACUAGGUUGUUUCAUCAACUUAACUUCCAUCUGUUGCUGGGAUCCUGUCACUGCUCUAGUCAUGCUAUAUGAUUCAGUACGUAACCUGCAUUUUCUUUUUAUUUUUCAAUGAUCUCUAAAGGGUAUGUACAUUUUUUAACAAUAAAGUAGUUAUAAUAUAAAACAAUUUGUACAAAAGAUACUCUUGAAAUUGGUGAUUUUGAAGUACCUGUUAAUUUAAAUUUGAAACUUGAAGUAAUGUUUUUUUUUAAAUGCUGCCUAAGCAGUUUUAUUCAGUUUACACUAUUGAGCAGGUUGGGUUUUAGUUAAAAGUCUCUUUAGAAUGAGUGGGAAUAGACAGUGAAAUUGAAUUUUGGCCUUGUUCCCUUCACUAUUCCAGUCUGGCUCAUUCUAAUAUUUAGUCCUUUCUUUAGUUCUGUUGUGUCAGUUAAUAACAUAAAUGCAGUAGUAGUGUCAUCUUCCUCCCAAGGCCCUAAUUGUCCUUGAAGUUGGUCAGUACUGGUUUGCAGCUAGGAGCAUGUCAUCCUCAUUGAUGUUGAAUGACUUUGCAGCAUAUGGGUCUUUUGCAUAGAGAUAUUGUACAAGAAAACCAUUAUCUAUCUUGUGCCCAUUUGUAUGUCAUUCCAGGAUAAUUCCCUGCAACAUGUGAUAGCUGAUUUUCAGUUUGUGUUGACUUCUUCCCAUUCUGCAGCCAACCGCCCCUCCUACCCCACCACCACCACGUGUACAUGUGGAGUGCCUUUGAAAAUAGCUUGGGAUAUUGAGGAAGUUUGUAAACAGUUAUUACCUUCCCAGUUUCCAAUGUUGAGUAGGAUAAUGAAGAGUAUGUUGAAGAGUAGAGGCAGCUUCUAGCCUUGCAUCAGAUGGAUUGAGAAAUUAUCAAAUUGAUUUUGAGUUCAGUAUGUGAAAAUCAGAAAAUUUCCAGAUGUUAGAAAUCUGAAAAGAAUGUUGCAGAUACUCAGCAGAUCAGGCAGUAUCUGCGGAAAGAGACAAAAAUUAAUGUUUCAGGUUAAACACCCUUUUUGCAGAACCUGUUCUGAUGAAGGGUCUUCAAUCUGAAACAUUGUUUCUCUUGCUACAGAUUUUGCUUUAAAGGUUUUUUUUCUUAAGUGUGGCAAUAUAACCAAUUUACCAUGUAAAUGUAUGUAAAAAUCUCUGAUGUCAAAUUUUCCAAAGAUCAUUCACAGUGGACAUUUGACACUGCAGCUGAGCUAAAUCUUUUUUGUUGUCAUCUGUUAUCAUUACAAGUAAUCUUCCUUCUGGAAUUUAUGGGAGAGAAACCUGUAAUGUACUUUCCCACCUCUGUGACCCAAUAUUUCUCUAGCUGAGCACACUUAUGCUGGCCUCCUCAUGUUAAGAGUUUUGGAGCAUUUUGAUUUUAGUGUCAGCAUUUGUUAUUGAAAUGGCUUCUGAAUCAGAUGUUUAUGGUCUGAAGUUCCACUCCAGAGACUCAAUCCAGACUCAUACUCUCUUUUGUACUGGUGUUGCUCUGUCAAAGUUGCAGUCUCUUUCUUUGAAAUAUUGUACUAAGAUCCUGUCUUCUCUCUCAGUUGGAACCUAAAGAAAUAUUGUGAUGAAGUGGAAGAUUUUCUGUGUUUUCUGGCCAUUAUUUAAACCUAAUCAAAACUACACACAUUUUCUAAUCAUCAUCACAUAGGAGCUUGCUCUAUGCAAACUGCUGGUUUUCUAUGUUACAACUGUAACUGUAGAAGUAAUUGACAUUGAAGUGUUUUGUGAUGUCCUGAAGUUAUAAAAGAUACUAGAUAAAGUAUUUCUUUAUAAUUUGUGACUGCACUAAAUGCAGAAGAGAAGUACAUCAAACUAUUAAUGAACUUUAUUGAUUGUUGUGUUGGCCACUUACAAGGGAUACUGUCUGAAAAUGUAUGUUACACUUUGUUCCUUAAUACCAGGGUUUCUGUUCCUGAGGUUCCAGGCUGGGUUAUAUGAAUUAUAUUUUUUACAAAGUAAGGUGUCAUGGUGCUUUUUAAAAGUAGGCCAGAAAUCUGAAGUUACUGUGGGGUGCCAUAGACUGCAAUUACUUAAGCCUGCUCCAGUAAUUGCGUAGCUUACUUUCCAAGGGAGUAGGCAAACUGCAGACCAAAAACAUGAAAAACAAGACCAAAACAAAAAACAUUGAAAAUCUGGGAAGAGGAAUUUGACUGCAGUGCUCACUGUUCUUAAAGGCUGGAUUUCUUUCCAGAGUGAAUGGAAGCCAGGAUGCCAUGGAAUGUUUGGUUUUUGCUUCUUUGCAAUAAUUACUAUGUUUAGCUCUAAUGCUGUUACUGUGGAUAGACUACUUUUACCUUAAAACAUAAAUCCUUUGGUGCCUUCUAAACUCAGACUAGUAGAAAUGUUGAAAACAUCUAUAAUUUAAUCCAUAAUCUCUGGCUUUCUGUCCUCUCUCCUCGUAGACUACUUUUAAACUGUGUGGUAGUCGAAUUUGUUGCCAUAGAGUUGGUUAACUUUCAUAUUUUGUGCAAAAUGAUCUGUAGCUUUCCAGCCCUAACCCAAUGUCUGAAGUUACUGAAGAGGCAAAGAAAAUUCAGACAGCGGCCAAGUUCUGUGUAUCACCUCAACCUUGUAUUUUUAAUCAGCACAACCUUGUGUGAAAGAAAAGAACGUUUAGUGAGGGUGGUUAGAUCAAACUGAGAAUUCCCCACAACUGGGUAAUGGUGAACCCCACCAUUUAGUUCACCAAUAUUAGUACUUUGAGAACAAGAAGAAUGAGGUUCUGGCUCAACAUGGCACAAACAGUAGUUGUGAUAAAGUGCCCUGUGUCUGUGCUGUUGAGUUCCAUUUGCAAGAUUCACUGGAUUACAUGAGAAGUUGGGUAUUUAUGCCCUGUUAGAAUGCAAGUUGUCUCUGAUACGAACAUAAGUGAGGGCAAUUGCAAUUUAACCUACCCAUUGGAAACUGCUGGGAUUAAUAGAAAAUGUAAUUACAGUAGUGUUAAACUAGAGUUCCACCUGAUCUUGUGGAAUUCUCCCUGCUCAUAAGAUGCAUGUUUUCAUUAUAGUUUAAAAGUAAAUCACAGUCUUUUGAUAUUUUGCCUUUCAGUGAAUAUGAGAUCAAACUUGGUUAUGGUUUAAGAUACAGGAUUAACGCAGUAGUUUGAUAAGUUCUAGCCAGCACAGACACAUUUUCCCAGGUUCCUUACUGUGAGAUAUCUCUCUCCCUUGAUUCAUAAACAAUGAGGAACAUUGAUGAGUAAUUUCAAAUGCAAAUUUGAUUAUUGGAAAUGUUCUACAAACAGUUAAGAAUAGCUUUGACAUUUACAUGAAUAUUUCCCUUGUUGCUAUCUUCAAUUCCAGAUUCACCAAGCUGUAGGAUUUUGUAGGAGAGCCUUACUAAAAUGGGUCUCCAAUCUUAAACAAUGAUGUAAAAUGUCUGUUAAUUAGAGGCACAGAAACUGUUGAGUAGGACUGGACUCUCAGGGCCUAAAUCCCCACAAACACAAUUCCUAGAACACACUAUAUGAUAAACUUUAUUUUUUUAAUGAAAAAUGAUCUUGCAAAAGGAUUAACAAAUAAAAUUCUACUGGUCUGGGAUAGCUUUGAAGCAAGGUAAUGUUUACAGGAAAGUUUCUUACUGUUAUGUCUUUGCUGUAGAUUGUCUGAAAUAAGAUUGCUUAUAUUAAAUAUCAUUAUUGUUGCUAUGAUGCUUGCCCCUUGCAGUAAUGUCAAAAUAAAACAGCACAA